Molecule: messenger RNA, 1329 nt
Organism: Moneuplotes crassus
Lineage: Eukaryota; Ciliophora; Spirotrichea; Euplotida; Euplotidae
Source: the annotation of a GenBank genome assembly
CUUAAGAUGGCAGAAUUCUCAUACAAGAGUCCUGUAGUCUUAAAGUCGAGGACUAGAAAGAAGUCUGCCCACAUCUACAGUAAUUUAGGAAGUAUAAGCUUCUCAAAGUUACUUAUCCUGGUUUUCUUGAUUUUAUUGUGAAAAACCCAAGAUGGAUUCGUCAAGGUUGAAGGAAGAAACUUUACUCUUAAUGGAGAAAGAUAUACAUAUCUAGGUGCAAAUUAUUGGGCUGGAAUGAACCUGGGAGCUCCUAUGAACGGCAACUAUGCAAGGUUGACCUCCGAUCUAGACCUUCUUCAAUCAAAUGGAGUUAGAAAUUUGAGAAUUAUGGGAAGUACUCAAGGCCCUGAUUAUAAGCCACAUCGAAUAACUCCUUCCCUAGAAUAUGAAUGAGGCAGGUAUAAUGAGGAUACAUGGGAAGGAUUGGAUCUUUUCCUUUAUGAAAUGCACAAAAGAAACAUGAAAGCAGUCAUCCCUUUAAAUAAUUACUGGGGCUGGUCCGGCGGAUUUGAUCAAGUAAUUGAAUGGUUCUUUGGAGAAAAUCAGAAUGAUACAGAGAUUUUUUAUUUUAGAGACAAGAUUACUAAGCAUUAUGAUGAGUUCAUACAUCUCAUAGUAAAUCGCAAAAAUACCGCAUAUUUAAGAUAUGAAGGAAGAACUGUGUAUUACAAAGAUGAUCCAACUAUCAUGUCUUGGCAGCUUGCAAAUGAGCCAAGAAGUAUCAAUUGUAAAGAAUGGGCUAGUUGGAUUUCUGGUAGAAGUCAGUUACUGAAAUACCUUGACUCAAAUCACAUUGUAUCAAUCGGAACAGAAGGAACGAUCACCACAUGACAAAAAUCUGGAAAUGAAGUGCCUACUAUUGACUAUAUAACUGUCCAUGCUUGGGCUCAAAAUUGGGGUUGGUAUACUCCCAGCUCUAGAGAAGGAUUUGAACAGGGAGUUAAAAAAGUCCAAGAAUACAUAUCUGAAAAUAUCAAAGAAAACCUAAAUAUUUCAAAACCAAUAGUCAUGGAAGAAUUUGGGCUAGCAAGAGAUGGACUAUCAUUUGAUCCUAAGGCAACAGUCAAUAUCCGAGAUGACUUCUAUCAAGCAGUCUUUGAUGAAGUCCUUAAAAGAACCCAAGAAGGAAUCAUGGCAGGUGUCAACUUUUGGGCAUUUGGAGGAAAAGGAAGACCUAGAGAGAAUGGUGGCCUCAUGUGGGAGCCAGGUGAUGAUUUCAUUGGUGAUCCUCCUCAUGAGCCCCAGGGAUGGUAUUCUGUAUACGACACCGACCAUUCUACUCUUGAGCUGAUCAAACAGUAUGCUCAGAAAUUUGAAGGUAUUCAAUAA